Messenger RNA from Lactuca virosa, 855 nucleotides. The record is from the annotation of a GenBank genome assembly. NCBI's taxonomy places the organism in Eukaryota, Viridiplantae, Streptophyta, Magnoliopsida, Asterales, Asteraceae.
AUGAGACGAGAAGUAGAAGAUGUUCCCGAGUUGAUGCAUCUUAUACAAUCACGGUUGACAUAUGAAGAAGCAGUCCGCACAAGUGUGCUGUCCAAGUCAUGGAUUCACGCUUGGUCUACCAUCCCUAUCCUCAUAUUCAUUGUUCAAAGAGGAAAGAACAUGAUGAAGUUGCAGGACGUGGACCACACUCUUAAAAGGUAUCUCCAUGACAACAUACCAAUAGAAAGGUUUUUCCUCCUAAUCGACAUCGAGAACCAGGAGUCAGCUUCUCUUGCUGAAAAAUGGAUCGGGCCCAUCGCAACCAAAACCUGUCUUAGAGAGUUUUUCCUCUCAAUCAAGCUUUUUGGUGCCUCGUUUACGUUACCAGAUGAGAUACUAUCGGGUCAGAAUCUUAACCUAACUAAGGUCAAAGUUGAAGCUUCUAUGGCAUCUCGUUAUUCCCUUUGGAUGACAACCAGCCAACGUCCUGUGAUCAACUGUGUUUCCCUACGAGAACUUCACUUAAAGGGUGUGAGCAUAGGUGAAGAGGUACUCCAUGACUUAUUGUCAUCUUGUACCUUGCUUGAGAAGAUAGCGCUUAUAGAUUCUUGCAAGGAGUUCAAGACUCUGAAGGUUAAAAACCUUCGUCAUCUUUAUGAAUUACGAAUAGCUUUGGAUGCUGCAAGCUCUACUGCUUUGGAACUCAGUGAUGUCCCAAAUCUUGACGUGUUCAGCUGCGAUCUACAUAAUUUGCGACCAAUUAUGCCCCUUAUUCCAUUCAACGCCCAUUCAGUAUUCUUAGCAAGCAGUCUGACAAUACAGGACUACGAGUGUCUGGACAUGAUCAGAACGGGACUUCCUUUCUUGAUAGUUUGA